Arachis ipaensis is the source of this 975-nucleotide messenger RNA. The record is from RefSeq and is a predicted model, not a curated record. Lineage: Eukaryota; Viridiplantae; Streptophyta; Magnoliopsida; Fabales; Fabaceae.
AUGUUAAUUAAGAAUGCAAAUGGAACCGUCAUUGCCGUCAAAAAAUUGAACUCCGAAAGCUUACAGGGGCUUGAGGAGUGGAAGUCAGAAGUAAAUUUUCUGGGACGCCUCUCUCAUCCUAACCUUGUUAAGUUGUUGGGAUACUGCUUGGAGGAAGCAGAACUUCUUCUCAUCUAUGAAUUUAUGCAGAAGGGCAGUUUGGAAAACCACCUAUUCGGAAGGGGCUCUGCUGUUCAACCACUUCCAUGGGAUAUUAGGCUUAAGAUUGCAAUCGGAGCAGCUCGUGGCCUUGCCUUCUUGCAUACAUCCGAGAAAGUAAUUUACAGAGACUUCAAGGCCUCCAAUAUAUUGCUCGAUGGGGCCUAUAAUGCAAAGAUAUCAGACUUUGGCUUGGCAAAACUGGGUCCUUCAGCUAGUCGCUCCCAUGUGACAACUAGGGUGAUGGGCACAUAUGGUUAUGCAGCUCCUGAAUAUGUUGCUACAGGGCAUCUGUAUGUGAAGAGUGACGUGUAUGCAUUUGGAGUAGUUUUGGUGGAGAUGCUAACAGGGCUACGAGCACUUGACCCAAACCGCCCAAGUGGGCAACAUAAUCUAACAGAUUGGAUCAAACCAUACCUGCAUGAUAGAAGAAAGCUGAAAAGCAUUAUGGAUUUUCGGUUGGAAGGAAAAUAUCCGUCCAAAGCUGCAUUUCGUAUAGCUCAGCUUGCGCUGAGAUGUCUUGAAACUGAGCCCAAACAGCGGCCGUCAAUGAAGGAAGUUUUGGAGAGCUUGGAGCGAUUUCAUGCUGCCAAUGAGAAGGAGAUGUUCGUUUUCAACGAUAAAUUCGUCGAUAAUAAUUGGAGAAAAAACGGAAAAAUAGGCGCGAAAUUUUAUGUGGGAUUUAGCGGUGAAUUUUUUUCGCCAGUAAAUCUAAUUAGUGGAAUGCUGCCUUUUGGUAACCCACAAUGCGUUACUGUCAGAUUUAUCUGCCGAUAA